AUGGUUAAUACGGGGAAACCAUCUGGAGGCUGCAAGCUGUGCAGAGCUAGGAGGAUCAAGUGUGACGAGGCCAAGCCAUUUUGCAUGAGAUGCAAGAAAUCCAGACGCCAGUGCCCGGGCUACCGCGAUCCUUUUGAAGCCAACAUCCGCGACGAGACCGAGGCUACGAUUAAGAGAUUUAAGAAGGCACGUGGCGAAGAUAGUUCCGAGGACGAAAGCAGAGGCAUAUCGCCGGUUUGCAACAAGCAGUGCUUGACAUCAGUAGCCGGCCCCAAGUACAAAACUUUUGACUACUCGAAUCCCGCUGCCUUAUCCUUCCGCAAGGACGAUGACUCUACCGAGGAAGACGAAGGCAUUCCGGCAUCCCUUUUCGACUCCCUGGGUGAGCAGGCUUCCUGCUACUUCCUGUCCGAGUUCAUCAUUGUUCCGGUCACGCCUACAGCCAGAGGCUACUACCGCUUCCUACCGAGGUUCUUGAGCCGGCCGAAUGUUUCCAAGUGCCUCUCACAAGCCUACAAGGCCGUCUCGCUGGCUGCACUGGCGGCUCGCCGUAGCGUCAACGCGAACUCUGCUCUGUUUCAUGCGCAAAACCACUACAUGAGGGCUGUACGUGCGGUCAACAAGGCCAUCAUGGAUCCGGAGGAGGUGAAGAACGACCAGACACUUGGUGCGGUGCUGAUGCUGGCCUUUUACGAAAUCCUCACCUCGUCCCGCGACUCCAUUGCAGAGUAUACGAACCACAUGAAGGGCGCAGCCAUCAUUGUCAAGCUCAGAGGGCAAAAGGGGCUUGAGACCCCCGAGGGCGAAGAGAUGUUUGCCAUCACCAGAAACCAGUGCCUUUCCAUCCACUGCCUUCCCAACUCCCCCGAGGUAGCCGAGUUCACCUGGCUUCUACACCACGAAUGCCGCGGGCGCAUGCAACACGCCAUCGCCAGCAUGGAUAUCCAGAGCAGCCAGAUCAGACAGGAUGUCGACCGCAUCCUCGGCGCCGGAGACCGCAAGCCAGAGACGAUUCAAAAGGUGCUCGAUGCCCUCAAGCGAGCCCAGAGUCUCGAGGCCAAGUUCCGCAAGCUCAACAACGACCCCAGCCCGCAAUGGAAGGUCGACACGGUGGACUGGGUGAAGGACCGGUCCGACGAGGAGCUCGACUUUGCGCCAACCUUUACGGGGCCAGUCUACGGUUUCUUCAACCUGCCGCUCGCGAUCCUCCACGUCGCCACGUGGUGCUGCCAUCUCAUGCUGACGACGACGAUCCUGCGAUGCAUGGCCUGGCUCGUGUCUUCCGACGACUACCGCAUGGGAGAAGAGUACGAAGAGCUCAAGAAUUCGGCGAUCCUGCGCAUCGAAGACACCAUCGCCUCCGCGCCCUUCUUCUGCAAGUGGAACGGCUACGGCGUCGUGGUGGCACAGUUCCCCUGCGGGGACACCAAGCCGGACGACCCCUUGAAGGGCGCCGCCGGCAUGAUGAUUCUGUGGCCCCUGGUCACGGCCUACACGAGCGACUUUGCCACCCCGAGACAGAAACGUUUCCUGAGGGGCCGUCUCAAGCACCUUGCCGAUAUUGCUGGUAUAAAGCAGGCCAACGUUUUCCUCAACAUGCCCAUGGAACAUGUAUCCUCUCCUUCGAAGGAGAUUGAGCGCGACUGCAAGCGGAGCGUUUACUCUCCCACGGACGGACUAGAGAAGUUACGAUCACUCCCGUUUUAA
Messenger RNA from Colletotrichum truncatum, 1707 nucleotides. RefSeq names its product negative acting factor. Gene Ontology annotation, biological process: regulation of DNA-templated transcription. NCBI's taxonomy places the organism in Eukaryota, Fungi, Ascomycota, Sordariomycetes, Glomerellales, Glomerellaceae. The record is from RefSeq and is a predicted model, not a curated record. Gene Ontology annotation, molecular function: DNA-binding transcription factor activity, RNA polymerase II-specific; zinc ion binding.